Arachis stenosperma is the source of this 486-nucleotide messenger RNA. RefSeq lists its product as uncharacterized. The transcript has a single exon. The record is from RefSeq and is a predicted model, not a curated record. The coding region runs from base 1 to 486 and encodes 161 amino acids. NCBI's taxonomy places the organism in Eukaryota, Viridiplantae, Streptophyta, Magnoliopsida, Fabales, Fabaceae.
AUGUCAAAUCCCAGAAACUUCCUGAUUCUCUGCACUAUAGGGACCACUAUAUUUGAGAAGGUACUAUGCGACCUUAGAUCAAGCAUAAAUUUGAUGUCGCUCUCUGUCAUGAAAAAACUGGGGAUUAAAGAGGUGCAACCCACAAAGAUAUCACUGGAGAUGGUAGAUAAGUCCCUAAAAUGGGCAUAUGGAUUGGUGGAGAACAUCCUUGUAAAGGUUGAAGACCUUUACCUCCCCGCAGACUUCGUGAUACUAGACACUGAAAAGGAGAAGAACGACUCCAUCAUCCUAAAAAGGCCCUUCUUAGCUACUGGAAAGGCCUUAAUUGAUGUUGAGAGAGGAGAGCUAAUUCUGAGGUUAUGGGAGGACCAUAUAAUGUUUAAGAUACCUAACCCUCACUCUCUCUCUGAUAAAGGAGGUACUACAAUACAACAAUUAGUGUUUCAACCUUCCCCUCUUAGUAGAAAGCCAUACAGAACCCUCUGA